Molecule: messenger RNA, 1257 nt
Organism: Neomonachus schauinslandi (Hawaiian monk seal)
Lineage: Eukaryota; Metazoa; Chordata; Mammalia; Carnivora; Phocidae
Product: protocadherin alpha-6-like
Exons: 1
Biological process (GO): homophilic cell-cell adhesion
Cellular component (GO): plasma membrane
Molecular function (GO): calcium ion binding
Source: RefSeq, a predicted model, not a curated record
GCGAGGCAAGAUCUUCUGAUGGAAAUAAAACAAGUAUUUGAGAUGGUUAUUACCCUGGAAGGCCGACUGGGAUCUCAGUAUCUGCUGCUAUCGCUUCUGCUCCUUGCAGCGUGGGAGGAGGGCAGCGGCCAGGUUCAGUACUCGGUCGCCGAGGAGUCCAAACACGGCACCUUCGUGGGCCGCAUCGCCCAGGACUUGGGGCUGGAGCUGGCAGAGCUGGUGCCGCGCCUUUUCCGAGUGGCGUCCAGAGGCCACGGGGACCUUUUGGAGGUAAAUCUGCAGAAUGGCAUUUUGUUUGUGAAUUCUCGGAUCGACCGGGAGGAGCUGUGCGGGCGGAGCGCGGAGUGCAGCAUCCACCUGGAGGUGAUCGUGGACAGGCCGCUGCAGGUUUUCCAUGUAGAGGUGGAGGUGAAGGACAUUAACGACAACGCGCCGGUGUUUCGUUUAAAGGAACAAAGAGUGCUGAUUUACGAAUCAAGGCUGCCAGAUUCUAUGUUUCCACUAGAGGGCGCGUCAGAUGCGGAUGUUGGCUCGAAUUCCCUCUUAACCUAUAAACUCAGUUCCAGCGAAUACUUCGCCCUAGAUGUGAAAACAAACAGUGAUGACAAUACACAAAUUGGGCUCGUGUUAAGGAAAUCCUUGGACAGAGAGGAAGCUCCCGAACAUAACUUACUGCUGACAGCCACUGACGAAGGCAAACCUGAGCUCACUGGCACUGUUCAGCUGCUGGUCACUGUGCUGGACGUGAAUGACAAUGCUCCCAGUUUCGAACAGACUGAAUAUGAAGUAAGGAUCUUCGAAAACUCGGGCAACGGAACAAUAGUCAUCAGACUGAAUGCUUCUGAUCAGGAUGAAGGAGUGAAUGGGGAAAUUUCAUACUCUUUUAAUAGUCUUGUUCCAACCAUGGUUAGAGACCAGUUUAGAAUAGAUACAAAUACUGGAGAAAUAGUAACUAAAGGGAAUUUAGAUUUUGAAAAAUUGAAUUUAUACAAAAUUCGUGUUGACGCGACGGACAAAGGCCACCCACCCAUGGCUGGACAUUGCACUGUUUUAUUGAAAGUUUUGGAUAAAAAUGAUAAUGUCCCUCAGAUUGCAUUGACUUCCUUAUCCUUGCCUAUCCGAGAGGACGCUCAAUUAGGUACUGUUAUUGCCCUAAUUAGCGUGUCAGAUCUCGACUUCGGUGCCAACGGGCAAGUGACCUGCUCACUAACACCUCAUGUCCCCUUCAAGCUGGUGUCCACCUUCAAGAAUUACUAU